Colletotrichum paranaense is the source of this 549-nucleotide messenger RNA. RefSeq lists its product as uncharacterized. The transcript has a single exon. Bases 1 to 549 code for a protein of 182 amino acids. NCBI's taxonomy places the organism in Eukaryota, Fungi, Ascomycota, Sordariomycetes, Glomerellales, Glomerellaceae. The record is from RefSeq and is a predicted model, not a curated record.
AUGAUCCGACGUGAAGAGACGUGUGUGGGCGGGCUUGGCAGGGGCUCAUUGGGACCGGAUUUUUUUUUAUUUUUUACUUCUUCAUGGUGGUAUGGCGUCCCAGGUAUGACAAAAGAGAAGCAUCAUCAACGGCACAUAGUGAUCGUAUGUGCCCAAAUAGAAGACCACAUUUUCUUGUUCCCUCCACUCAGCAGCAGUAGCCUCUCGUUCGUUGUGUCUGUCUCUCUGUCGUCUGUCCCCGCCUCAUGUCACCCCCCUCUCGGUUCCCCCCUCCCUGCCCCCUCUGAUCUUUGUAACCCAUCCAUCUUUACGAGCCAAAAUUAUCCGUGGGUGGUUGUAUGUAGUCCCGGCAGAUGGGUGCAGAUGCAGAACAUGACGGAUGUAGCCGGUUAUCGAAAAGGAGGGGAGAGCCCACUUUCGCGAAAUGCAGCAGCAUUGGGUGUGCCGUGGGAGAUGUGCCGUGUCAUCAAGUGUGGAUUCCAUGUGUGUGCGCUGAAUCCAGCAUUGCCAGCAUCAUUUCUCAACAGCAUUUUGGGUAUAAUUGCAUGA